Molecule: messenger RNA, 555 nt
Organism: Glycine soja
Lineage: Eukaryota; Viridiplantae; Streptophyta; Magnoliopsida; Fabales; Fabaceae
Product: serine/threonine-protein phosphatase 7 long form homolog
Exons: 1
Coding region: 1-555 (184 amino acids)
Biological process (GO): meristem development; meristem maintenance
Source: RefSeq, a predicted model, not a curated record
AUGAAAUUGGCGCAGUUGAAAGUAAAUGGAGCAUUAGUUAAUGCUUUUAUUGAAAGGUGGAGGCCAAAAACGUAUACAUUUCAUUUGAAGUGUGGGGAGGCAACUAUUACACUUCAAGAUGUUUCUGUGCUACUUGGUAUUCCUGUGGAUGGAAGACCUUUAAUUGGAAAUACAAAUAUUGACUGGUUUGAGUUGUGUCAUGAAUUAUUGGGUGUCAUGCCUGACGAUGCUGCAGUUGAUGGGAACUCACUUUUAUUGAGUUGGCUGACUUCUCAUUUUGCAAAUAUUCAUGAUUUUACAGGUAACCAAGAAGGGCUUGAAAGAUUUGCUCGUGCUUGGAUCUUACAAUUCAUAGGAGGGGUAAUGUUUGUUGACAAAAGCAGCAAAAGGGUGCCAAUGAGAUAUUUGCAAUUUUUGAGAGACCUUAGAGAGUGCAGCAGUUAUGCAUGGGGAGCUGCUGUUUUGGGUAACCUUUAUAGAGAAAUGUGCAUUGCAACAGACUAUAAUGCUAAAUCAAUAGGCGGUUUCACUCUCUUGAUUCAAUUAUGGGCAUGA